Messenger RNA from Plasmodium reichenowi, 1176 nucleotides. Its product is annotated as merozoite capping protein 1. The coding region runs from base 1 to 1176 and encodes 391 amino acids. NCBI's taxonomy places the organism in Eukaryota, Apicomplexa, Aconoidasida, Haemosporida, Plasmodiidae. Gene Ontology annotation, cellular component: cytoplasm. The transcript has 3 exons. The record is from RefSeq and is a predicted model, not a curated record. Gene Ontology annotation, molecular function: thioredoxin peroxidase activity. Gene Ontology annotation, biological process: cell redox homeostasis; cellular response to oxidative stress.
AUGGCUCAAUUAGCAGAAAACACGGUAUUAGAUGAAAGCAUUCAAAAAGUUGAAGUCUUAAAUCAUAAUGGAGAGACAACAAGUUUUUAUAAUGAAGUCGAAAAACAUAAAGAAAACAACGAAGGUAUUGUAGUUUUUACAUACCCAAAGGCAAAUACCCCAGGAUGUACAAAACAAGCAGAAUUAUUUAAAGAAAAACAUGAAGAAUUUGUAAAUAACAAAUAUGUUGUUUAUGGUUUGUCUGCGGAUACUGCUGAGGACCAACUCAAAUGGAAAGAAAAGCUAGAACUUCCUUACGAAUUAUUAUGCGAUGUAGACAAGAAUUUAUUGAAACUAUUAGGUUUAACAAGUGAAGAAGAUAAAACCGUAAGAUCUCACCUUGUUCUUAAGAACGAUUUUACCGUUUCUUAUGUAAAAAAAAGCGUGUCCCCAGGAAAGUCAGCAACCCAAGUUUUAAACUUUCUUGUGAAUGGUGACGAUGGAGGUGAUGGAAACGACGAAGUAGAAAAUGAAGAAAAUAAUAAUAAUGAAGAUAAGGAUAAUAAUGAAAAUGAUGAAGAAGAUGAUGUUCAAGGAGAAGUUGAAGGUGAAGGUGAAGGUGGUGAAGAGAAAACUGCAGACACCGAUAAAGAAAAACCAAAGAAAUCAUCCACCAGCACACAAAAGAAAAAAGGUAGUGUUAGUAGUACUGUUUCUAAAAAGUCCGUAAAAAAAAGUAACAAAGUUGUUAAAAAAAAUGUUAAAGUAAAAAAAGAAAUAAAAAAAAAAACAAAUAAAAAAGCUGAUAACAAAAAAGGAAAAAAUAUGAACAGCAAACUUAUGAAAAGCAAUGCUAAAGGUGCUAACAAAAAAGGUGGAAAAAAAAAUAGUGUUGUUAAAAAAGAAGACAACAAAAAAAAAGGAAAAAAUAAUAAUAAGAAAAAUAAAAAUCAAAACUUAAAAGAUUUAAAGAAAAAAAAUAUGAAAUCAGCAAAAGGAAGCGUCUCCUCAUCAAACAAAAAAUUAGCUAAAGGAUUAAAGGAUGCUGCGAAAAAAGCUGGAAAAAAAAUUGACAAAAAAAAAGAACAAGCUAACAAAAAAAAUAACAAUAACAAAAAUAAAAAUAAAAAUCUAUCCAAAGGAAAUAAUAUGAAACAUAACAAAAAACCAGCCAAAAAGGUCGUCAAGAAAAAGUAA